Molecule: messenger RNA, 6839 nt
Organism: Brassica rapa (field mustard)
Lineage: Eukaryota; Viridiplantae; Streptophyta; Magnoliopsida; Brassicales; Brassicaceae
Product: GATA transcription factor 18
Biological process (GO): regulation of DNA-templated transcription
Molecular function (GO): sequence-specific DNA binding; zinc ion binding
Source: RefSeq, a predicted model, not a curated record
UGUGGUUAAUGGUAGUUAACUAUGACAGAAAUUCUGCCACGUUUGUCUUCCAAAAUCUGAUUUUAACUUGGAAUAAUCUUGGAUAAAUCUUUCUUUUAUUUUUUUUUUAUCUUUCUUUUAUUUGGUAAAAUGAAAAAAGGAAUCAACUCCUGCUUGCAUUGUUUCAUUCCACACAACUUCCUCUCUAUAUACAUAUAAAUUCAGUUUUCUAAUUCCUUAUAAAUAGGACUGUGGAUUAGUUAUAUUUAUUGGUAAGGCUAGCUUACUCCUGAGAGCAUGUUUUAUUUCAUAAUUUUUCUAUAGCUAAAAUAUAGAUAAUUUUUUCAAAAAUGUAUUUUCUAUAACAAAAUGCUAUAUUUUUUAUUUGUAAAAAAAAUUGACUUCUAUAUUUUAAAAAAACAUCCAUCUAACAUAAAAUAUAUAAUAUUUAUCUAUUAUAUAAACAAAAUUUGGAAAAUAAUUCAGAUCUAUUUCAAAGUUUCUGAAUUAUACAAAAAAAUAGAAGUGGAUUUGAAUAUAUUUCAAAGUUUCUCAAAUCAUUUGAGAUGUUUUGAGAUAAGUUGGACUCAUAUUUGUUACCAAAUAAUUGUGUUGGCUUAGUCUUUAGGUUGCAACAUGCACAUCUGACAGUCCCAAUAUGAUAUCAGAGUUUGAAUCAUUUUAAAUCAUCUCCAAUCUAUUUUUAUAUUUUCUUAAAACUAUAUGUUUUUAAAAUAUAGAUGGAUCAUGAUAUAUGUCUCUAUACUACAAGAAUGUUAUUUUAGAGAAAAAUAAACAGAUUCCUUGGAAAUGCUAUAUAUAUAUAUUGCUAUAAAUCGAAACACAUUAUGGUUCACAACAUAUAUAGCUAAAAGAAUUUAAUUUGACCAAAAAGAAAAGCUAAAACAAUUUAUGAUAUUCAAUCGUUAAAUCAACAAUCGUCCGAACUUAUCUGUCUGAUAACUAUGUGACAUCUCACAUGAUACCAGGGACUGAUCUUCUAUUAUAUAUCUUAUUUGUCAAAUUGGGUACACUUUCCUACGACAUCCUCAAUUUCUCAAAUACAAAAGCCCCCAUAAAACUCAUAUUUAUCACUUCAAAUUUUUGGAUCUCCGCCGGAAGUUUAACUGGAAACAAAAAUGCUUUUAACUUAAAUAAAUUUUCAUCACCAGUACAUCACCAUAUUUAUCUUAGUUGUUAUCUUAUUUGCAAGAUACUUUUAACUUAUUUGAUUGAUUUUUGUUUUGCAGUAUUUCUUUUCUCAAGACUAACAUAAUUUAUAAAAACGUAAAACAUAUAGAAUUUGAUUAUAUAUCUAUCUUUAAUUUUUUUGCAUUUAUAAUAUCAUUAUUGAUGGAUCUCAAGAUUUAUUUAGAAAUAGAGUUUUGGUUACAUGUAUAAAAAUUUUCAGAAAACAUAUAGAUUGAUGAUUAUAUAUAAAAGUAUACAUAUUUGAUUGAUAAUGUGAUUAAAAUACAGCCAUGGAAUACAUAAGAUAUUUAAGAACAAGAGAGUGCAAAGAUAUCGAGACUAUAAAUUUGUUAUUCAAGAAUUCAGAUCUUUACUUCUUGUUCUUGGUUCUUCUUUUAUAUGUUUUCAAAAGUGAAUUGUAACGGUAAUGAAUUUUGGCGAGGAACACAUGUUAUAUGUCAUCUUCAAUUUUAUUUCUGUUAUCCUUUGGUUUGAUUAUUCAGCUCGACAUGGAUUAUCUUCUAGUUCAUAGGGACCUUAAUAACCAUUGUGAGCAUGUUAUCUUCUCAAAAGUCUUAGAAACACUAGACCGAAUUCUUAAACCGGAUUUGGAGUAGGAUAAAACCCUCCUCCAACAACUAUCAUUGAUCCAUCUACCACCACUGUAUAUCUAACGGAAGCUCUUCUCCUACCAUCUAUCUACAAAUGAAACAAAUUGAAACUCUGCAUUCUAAAGAAAUUAAUGGAGAAUUUUAGUUAAGGGCUUAUUUGUUAAAUAGACAAAAACAGUAAAAUUAGAUUUUGAAAGAAAGAAUAGAGAGAGAUCGGAAGAGAAAGUAGGAGAGAGGAAAUUUUUUAGUUAGUUAGUAAAUUUUGUUUUUUUAUGUCUAUUGGAUGCAAUUUCUCUUUAGUUAAAACAUAAUCAUAGAAAUCCAUUGAAUAGAGGACGAUGACUACCAGAGUAGAGUCUAGCUAUAGCUAAAGUUUUGAAGAAAUCCAAUAACCUGAUCUUAGUCAGUUUUACUAACAUAAUCGUGGGAUCAUCAUUAACCACAUCAGGCUGUGCAGGUAUCGAACGUGUGAUGGCGAUGUGGUGGAAGUAAAAGAACAAGGCCACGCGCGAAUGAGCAGGGUCGCGUGAGAUUCAGAGUUCUAGGGCAUAGAUACGGAUAAAGACAGAGGUUUAUAGCAGUAGCAUUAUAUUGGAAGAGAACAAAUAAAAAUCAAAAACUGAGCCUCGUGAUCGGAGAUUUUUUUGCAGUGAUGACUGUACUCUCUCCCCCUUGUCACGUGGGCUAAAUUUUGACCACCCUUCUUCAGUGACCUUCAACAAACAUCACAUCACUCUCUCCUCCUUCUAUUUUUUUUUUGCAUGGUUUAAUUCUAGAGCUCUUAAUUCUACUCCACAUAAACCGAUAAUUUCAAAUCCUUCUUUACAAAUUAUAAACGUGUAUAGAUCUAGUAAAUAUUCGUGUGUGAGUGGCAUAAUAUUAAUUUCCUUAAAUAGCAAUAACGUAUUAACAAGAAUUUGCACGUGUGCUGGUCCAAAAGUUUUAUGUUUUUCAUCCGAUUGACCCCACAUAUCAUUUAUUAAUAACAUACUUAAACAUUUCAAUCUCUAGUUUUCGGAAGCACAUAAAUGAAUGAUUUCAUUUUAGUAAUAUAUUUCCAAAUGUGUUCAUCUUAUAUUUAGCAUCUUUAUACGAAGUUUGGCAUGGCAUCCAUCAACCAGCUGACCAAUAUUUUUUUUUACUCGAUGGUUUCGAUUACUUUACUUUCGUGUUUAUUUAUUGUGUUUUGUUCAAACAAAGAUAAUAUACAUUGUUGCAUUUUUUUAUAUUAUUACAACAGGAGAGUAUCGAAUAAAAAAAUAUAAAUAAUAUGGAAUUAAAGUUGAUGAAGAAAAAGAAAACAUCAAUUCCUUAAUGUCCAGGGUGAAUUAUCCAACCAUACUAGAACACCACUAGUUACUUUUGUGUUAUAUUUUUAAUAAUGUUUGACGUCAUGUCAUCUUUGUAUCUUAUGAUCUUUUUUUUGUAAAGGCUAAUCCCUCCUUAAGGAAUGUCAAUUGUUUUUAAACCUGAAUAUAGCAAAAAAAACUAAUUAACUCGAAAUAUGUCUAUUUUGAGUCAUUUAAUUAUCAACGCUCACAUAGAUUACAUGUAGAGGAAGCAUGUGCUAUAUAAGUGGAAAAUAUAGAUAGUGAUUAAAAUAUAACUCGGCUAUCUGAGAGUAUGAUUAAUGGAGAACUUUUAAAAUGAAGUUUUUAGUAGAAUUUAAGAGUUGGUUCUUAAUUUUUUUAGUUAGAAAUUAACCGUUCUUAUAUUCGUUAAGAACCUCCCAUUAAUCAUGUUCUGAAUAACAAAAAUUAAAAGCAAGUGAACCCCCUUAGAGUAAAUGAUUUAUAGUAAUAUUACUUCGUAAGAAGCUAGUCCCUACAUAUUCUGUUGAUUUUAAUUAUUCGUUUACUAAAGACCUGCAUAUACACCUCUAAUUCUAAAAUUUAUAUAUAGGUGUGUGUCCUCUUCUCCGUUCUGCACUUCAACGAGAACUUACUACUUGGAUUGAUCUCUUCAUAUUUUCUUUAACUUCUUUUAGUUUACACUUAGGGUUUUCAAAGUUGGAGAGAGUGUGUGUGUGUGUGUGUUGAGAGAGAUGAUGCAUACUCCGUACAAUACUUCAACACAGGGGCAAUAUUGUCAUUAUUGCGCAAUGUUCCACCACCACAGCCAAAGCUGCUGCUACAACAACAACAACAACUCAAACGCCGGCGUUUACGAGCAGAACGGCGAAGAUUAUUACUCUUCCUCCGUCGUUGACUGCACUCUAUCUCUUGGCACUCCUUCCACACGUCUCUGCGAGGAGGAUGAGAAACGCAAACGCACUACUUCCUAUGGUCCUUCCUCUUGCAUUUCCAACUUCUUGGACUUGAUUCACACCAAAAACAACAACUCCAAUACGAAGCCGUCUUUUGACUUCCCUUCUUUCUCCACUGGUAAUCCCAUCAAGCCAACACGCGGUUGCCCCAGCGGUAACGGCGGUGGCGACUCUCUCCUCGCCCGACGCUGUGCCAAUUGUGACACCACUUCAACUCCACUCUGGAGAAAUGGUCCUAGAGGCCCUAAGUCCCUAUGCAACGCAUGCGGCAUUCGUUUCAAGAAGGAAGAGAGAAGAACCACGACGGCUUCAGGGAAUGCCGUCGUUGGAGCCUCACCUAUAGCAGGCGAUCCGUACGGACAUCACAACGCCAGCUACAACAAUUACAACAUUACCACUAGUCACAACAACAGUGGUACUUCGUGGGCUCAGCACACAACGCAGAGGGCUCCGUGCAACUAUCCGGCAAACGAGAUCAGGUUCAUGGAUGAUUACAGCAGCACUGGAGCUGAUAAUAACGGUGACUCUGACGGUAGCCACGGCGGCGUUCCGUUUCUUUCGUGGAGGCUAAAUGUGGCAGAUAGGGCAAGUCUUGUCCAUGACUUUACGAGAUGAAAAAGAAAGAGAAAUUGACGUUAGAUUCUUAAAAUAUCCAUGUAGUUUAAUUAUUUGUUAUGUCUAGGUUUCUUAAAAAACGAAGAAAAUGUUUGAAAAAGAAGUGUAUAUCGCGAGACGAUGUUGAUGGUAUUGAUAGUGUGACGAUGAUCUAACUUAUGGUUUAUCUAUUUUACACCAUUCUCUAUUGCAGAUUGACGGAUAUAAACCUACUUAUGGAAAUUUAUCUAUCUCUUUAGUCCUUUUUAUUGUACGUUGGAAUAUAUAAACCCUAAUCUUUGUUUAACUCCAAACUGAAUAUUACAUUCAUGUAAAUCAAUCAUGAUUCAUGAGUGUUAGUACAAAAGUGAUGUACAUGAAAGAAAACGCAGACCAAAAAAUGUAGACAUAGGAUAUAACUCUUUUAAUGUAUACAGUUUUGUGGUUAAAACGGAGAAGUUUCAGUUUCACCUGACUCCCUGAAUUUCACAACUGAGACUUUAAUUAUUAUUGUGUUCAUUUAAUUGGUUGGAAUAAGAAAAUUAAAUGAGAAAAUAAAACAUUGAGUGUCAGCUGAAUGGUAGUGAAGAUUGAAAUCUGAUCGUCGAAUUAAGAGAUUAGAUUCUGAUCGUACCAAUGUGGGAUGACUCAUGUCUGUGGUUCUGUUUGGAUCAGAGCAUUGUAGUGAUUUAAUGAACUUAUUUUUGUCGUAUUAUGCUCUGUUCUCUCCUCCUUUAUAUUUUGACCGUCGUUUUGUCCUUUUCUAAUUACAUCAUCUUGACCUUUUGCUCGUGUCAAUAUGCGCUCAACAGAAUAUCUUCUUUCUUUUUAUUAUAUAAGUUUUCCGAUUUUACCGAACCGAUUCUGCAACAUUGUUUGUACUAAUUCUACCAGCUUUUAAUCUUACUCUGCACGAUGACACAAAAAUCUCACUAUGAUAUUAUAUUUUUCUCUCUAGUCGUCGUCGACAGAUAUUCAACUUUAUUCAGCGUCCACCAUGUGAAAUGAUAUUUUACUUCUACGUGUGUGAUCAUAAACUUUUAAGUUAUUGAAAGCCGUAACGAUUUGGUUUUUAUUAGUCACGAGAAUACUCUAAAAAGUGGACAGUAGAGUAUGUAAGGGAAUGGUUGCAUAUGAAGCGGAAUAGAGAAUCAAACAACUCAAUACGUCAUAGUAUGCAUAUCAGAUGCUCAUCAGGGCUAGGCUGGAUAAUGCGUGAUCAUAAUGGGAAGUCCAUUGAUGGUGGUAUGAGGCAAUUUCAUGGAAGAUUUACAUCAGAAGAAUCAUAAUGUUCGGCACUGAUCUGGACACUCCGGGCAUCAUGGUCUUUGGGCUAUGAUCUAGUUGAGUUCAAAUGUGAUAAUUUUAUUCUUAACUGGAUAUUUGACGGAGGUCCUACCAACUUAAAACUGCAACACUAUACAUAGACAAAACUGAACCUCCUCGUAUUCGAGUAUAGUUAUAGAAUUGUAGAAUACGAACAAUGAAAGGCGAUAAUUUCACUAUAUCAGUGGUCUUUGAUUCAUACCUCCCUAUCAAUUUAGAAACUCGAUGACUGCCGUUUUAUGCAUCAAUAAAAUAAAAAGUUUUGGUUGGCAAAAAAUAGUUUGUGUGAUUGGGCUAAAAUGUGCCCAAUUAAGAAUUUGAUCGGGUUAUCAGUUAUCACUAACGACGAAACUAACAUAUUGCAAUUUGCAACUGAACCGAAAAAUGUAUUAUUGGGUUAAUUAGGCGCCAAUCGAUAUUAUUGCAUGAGGCCCAACUAAGUUUCGGGCUAAAUGAUAAAUUUGUCGGUUUAUAGAUAAUUGCUAAUGACUAAUAUUGCCAAUGUAAUGAGGUUGACGAUCAUCACCGGACCAAUGACCAAUUUUGCCAUCUCCAUGUCCUUCCAUUAAAAACUUUAGGGUAUUCCAUUGAUAAAUUCUUAAUAUAAAAUAAUAUUAAUAUUUAAAUUUUAAGUAUGACUAUAAAAAUUAUGUUAGUAUUCUAAUUAUGAAUAUCGAGUGUAUUACAUCAUCCUAUCCACAAAGAUAUAUUUUUCAUUUGUUCACACAUAAAAAAAAAUUUAAUUUGUAUUAUAAAUACCUCAUUUUCAAUAAGAAUAAACCAAAAACACUUCAAUAAACUCAAUUUGUUAAUUUACAAUUUAGAAUUACUAAAUAAUAUAAAUUAAUAAAAACACAAAUUAAUAUAAUAAA